GCGUCGCGCCGAGGAAUCAGCGCACAUUUCACGUCGCUCGAGCCAUUACACGCCACAAACAGCACACACAUUGCACGACCGUCGUCAAGUCCCGCCAGGGCGGCGGUUUAAUUGAAAUACCUCAUGGGGGUGUCGUGGGAGAGACGUUGUAGCCAAUGCCCACGGAGCGAAUAGCCACUGUGACGGCGGGCUCGGCUGUCUCACGAUCGACCAAAGAAGCACGUGUUGGCCGCCCAGCGUCGAUGAGCGCCGCCGCUGUCCACGCCGACGAGUAUUCUGCGGAAGAGGCGAGGCUACUGAAUGUGUACGUGAGUACGUUUACGGUGGCUGGAGUCGUGGUGGGCAUUCUCCUGGUUGUCGGCGCCAUGCGAAUGCGCGAGCGAAACAAGCGCGCCAAGCACAGGCGACUCGCGAGUCGACCGUCGUCAGCACUGUCAAGUGAAGAGGGUCCAGACCAAGCAACUCCUGUUGCGGCGACGUCGAUGAAUGGAAUGGAGGAUCUCGAUGCUCCAGCAGCCGCGCUGGCAAUACAGUCGUCGACGGGCACCGUCAUCGACGACAACAGUGUGGCGAUCUUGUAGGACUAGUUUGACCGAGUUAAUGUAUAAAGUUCUUGUAGUUUGCUGGCAA
Molecule: messenger RNA, 630 nt
Organism: Aphanomyces invadans
Lineage: Eukaryota; Oomycota; Saprolegniomycetes; Saprolegniales; Verrucalvaceae
Exons: 2
Coding region: 156-581 (141 amino acids)
Source: RefSeq, a predicted model, not a curated record